Messenger RNA from Peromyscus maniculatus bairdii (prairie deer mouse), 3408 nucleotides. The record is from RefSeq and is a predicted model, not a curated record. NCBI's taxonomy places the organism in Eukaryota, Metazoa, Chordata, Mammalia, Rodentia, Cricetidae.
CGCUCACGCAGAACCCUCGCUUACACAGUAUGGCCGGCGACAUUAGCUAGCGCUCGCUCAACUCUCUCUAACGGGAAAGCAGCGGACUACAAGAGACUGAACUGUAUCUGCCUCUAUUUCCAACAGACUCACAUUCAACUUUCGCUCACACACACACACACACACAAAAAAAAUAGCCGGGAAAAUUUUAUUAGUCCUUUUUUAAAAAAAAAAAAAAAGUUAAUAUAAAAUUAUAGCAAAAAAAAAAAAAAAAGGAACCUGAACUUUAGUAACACAGCUGGAACAAUCCGCAGCGGCGGCAGGAGCGGCGGGAGAAGAGGUUUAAUUUAGUUGAUUUUCUGUGGUUGUUGGUUGUUCGCUCGUCGCACGGUGAUGGAAGCUGCACAUUUUUUCGAAGGCACCGAGAAGCUGCUGGAGGUCUGGUUCUCCAGGCAGCAGUCCGACGCAAGCCAGGGAUCUGGGGAUCUCCGCACCAUCCCCAGAUCUGAGUGGGAUGUCCUUUUGAAGGAUGUGCAGUGCUCAAUCAUAAGUGUGACAAAGACUGACAAGCAGGAAGCUUAUGUACUCAGUGAGAGUAGCAUGUUUGUCUCCAAGAGACGGUUCAUUUUGAAGACAUGUGGUACCACCCUCUUACUGAAAGCACUGGUUCCCCUGUUGAAGCUUGCUAGGGAUUACAGUGGGUUUGACUCAAUUCAAAGCUUCUUUUAUUCUCGUAAGAAUUUCAUGAAGCCUUCUCACCAAGGGUACCCACACCGGAACUUCCAGGAAGAAAUUGAGUUUCUUAAUGCAAUUUUCCCAAAUGGAGCAGCAUAUUGUAUGGGACGUAUGAAUUCUGACUGUUGGUACUUGUAUACUUUGGAUUUCCCAGAGAGCCGAGUAAUCAAUCAGCCAGAUCAAACCCUGGAAAUUCUGAUGAGUGAGCUCGACCCAGCAGUUAUGGACCAGUUCUACAUGAAAGAUGGUGUUACUGCAAAGGAUGUCACUCGUGAGAGUGGAAUUCGUGACCUGAUACCAGGUUCUGUCAUUGAUGCCACACUGUUCAAUCCUUGUGGCUACUCGAUGAAUGGGAUGAAAUCGGAUGGAACAUAUUGGACUAUUCACAUCACUCCAGAACCAGAAUUCUCUUAUGUUAGCUUUGAAACAAACUUAAGUCAGACCUCCUACGAUGACCUGAUCAGGAAGGUUGUGGAAGUCUUCAAGCCAGGAAAGUUUGUGACCACCUUGUUUGUUAAUCAGAGUUCUAAAUGUCGCACAGUGCUUUCUUCCCCCCAGAAGAUUGAAGGUUUUAAACGUCUAGAUUGCCAGAGUGCUAUGUUCAAUGAUUACAAUUUUGUUUUUACCAGUUUUGCUAAGAAGCAGCAACAACAGCAGAGUUGAUUAAGAAAAAUGAAGAAGAAAAAACGCAAAAAGAGAAGACACACAGGAGGUGGUGGCUGCUUUCUAGAUGAUGACACUGGGGGCUGUGCUCUCCAUGACCACCACCUUGUAGUUGCAGAAAGCCCUAGGUCUAUUGAUAGUGUAAUCAUUUUGAAGUGUAUGCAUUAUUAUAUCAAGGAGUUAGGUAUCUUGCAUGAAUGCUCUCCUCUGUGUUUAGGUGUUCUAUGCCACUCUUGCUGUGGAAUUGAAGUGCAUGUAGAAAAGAACUUUGACUGUAUGAAUCCUUACGACACUUGUGAAAAUGAUUCAAUUUGGUUUAUGCACAGUGUAAUAUUUCUGCAGGCAUCGUCCAAAAUCCCCCACAGACAAGGCUUUCGUCCUCAUUAGAUGCUGGCCUCAGCUGACCAUCUGCGACUGUUCUAUUAAAUUGCUGCCAGAGUUUUUACAUCCAGUUACCUCCACUUUCUAGAGCAUAUUCUCUACUAAUGUUAUUCAAGACCAAUUUUUACUUCAUACAGGUGUUUUAUGCAAUGGCAAUUAAAGUUUUUCUUCCACAAGUUGAGUCCUUGUAAGAAAAUGCUGAUUCGGGUUACUGUUUUGUGUUCUACUGUUUGAAUAGUUGUUCCUGCUUUUAUAGUCCUGUGAUUGAUUUCUUAGACUCUCACCACGGUGUCUUUUCCUCUUCCCUCAACUCACUGCUCCCCCAUUAAAGCAAUACACGGUUACACAGGGCUUAUAUAGUAAUCUUAUACCCAGGUGGGAUGUUUGAGGUGGUCCCUGGCUUGAUUUUUUUUUUAAGACAUAAGAAUGGGGCCUCCUUAUUGGCAUGAACUGUGGAAGAUAAAUGACAAAGCUGAAUGUAUUAAAUGAAAAGAAUUCGGUCUCCAGGGGUGAUUAGCAGAGAGAACCCAUUUAAAAAAAAAAAAAACAACUCAUUGGAACUAGUCAGCUGUGCGGUGCACUUUUGGCUUUAACGGAGCACCUGCCAUGCCUUUACUAACUUAUUAAGUAGUGACCAGAGGAAGUCCACUAAAUCGAAGCAGAUAUUUAAUCCUAGAUAUUCUGACCUCGGUACGUGCAGUCAACUUUUAAUCUAUUGGCCACCAAUUUCUACUAAAAGAAAAUUUGAUUCAAAGGAGAAUCUGUGGCAUUUCUAUCUGUGACUUAGAAGCUGUGUGUGUGUGUGUGUGUGUGUGUGUGUGUGUGUGUGUGUGUGUGUGUGUGUGUGUGUGAUGCAUGUGAGUUCUGACUUCACCUGUUCUGUGUGGUCUUCUUUUACCAUGGUGUUCACAUGAUCCAGUGAACAACUAUCCAGGUUACUCAGCCAGGUAGUAAAUGUAUGAACACACAAAACAACACAAUCGUCUGAAAUGUUUAAUGGGACUAGAAAUAAUAGGCUUUCAAGAGUUGGCAUGUUAGUGGCAUUUGCAGAUAUUGUGGGAUUUCAACAGCUGGGAGAGGAGCAAAAUGGACUUAAUUUCCUAUUUAUUGCCUUCGUACUGUUUUCUUGGUAGUUUCUGGACUGAUGCAGUGAUGUUCUGUUCCUUCCGUAUUUAUAACGAAACACUUUUUUAGCGUUUCUAAACAUAGAAUCUACUUGGUUUGAAAUCAAGUGGUUGGAACACUGUCUGGAUUUGUACCUUAAGCAUGCUGUUGAUUGAAUGCUUCAUUGGGGAAGCCUCCAAUCAGCUUUAUCAGUCUGGUUGUGUAAUGAGCACAGCACCUAAUGUUUUGAACUGCUAUUUGGGAGGACCAGUGCUUAUUUAAGCUGGAUUUUGUAACCCACUAGAUUUUGUUGGUUUGAGCUCUCAUUCCCUGAUCUUACAGAAUUACAAAUUCUAAUGUUGAAAUUUGCAGAGAUUCUCGUGGAAAAGCCUAGAAGACCAACAAUAGAUUGAACAGUGAUCCUUGCAGGAGGGGAAGUAUGGGUGCCAUGAUUUCUUUUCAUUGGUGUUGGGCUUUGAAUCAGUUGAAAUGUAUUUCUGUACCACAAUGUAAGCUUCAAUAAAAGUUUGCUUAAUUGUCUAGUAA